Molecule: messenger RNA, 1173 nt
Organism: Emiliania huxleyi CCMP1516
Lineage: Eukaryota; Haptophyta; Isochrysidales; Noelaerhabdaceae
Exons: 3
Coding region: 1-1173 (390 amino acids)
Source: RefSeq, a predicted model, not a curated record
AUGGCGGCAAGCCGAACGGCGAUUGCGCCGGCCGUCACGCGGACCAUGAAGCAGGCGAACAUCGCGGCUGACGACGGCAUCAUCCUCACAUUCCUCAACGCAGCGAUCCUGCCGCUGUGGGAGGUGGGCCAGAUCUGCCACGCACGUGCCAUGGGCCUGCAGCAGCUCCUGGGACGCUUGGUCGUCAUUUGCUGGGAUGAUGCAUCGUACGACAAGUGUCGCCACGAGCAGCUGCAGAACUGCGUGAGGGACGAGCACCUCCUUGACCGCGCGCUCUUGGCGCAGGGCGCUGGCAACUUCACCUCUGUUGAGACGGGCUACCACGAUCGCGGUGUCAGGCACAAGCUCUACCUGCGGAUAUGCUGGCGGAGGGUUGAGCUGGUCAGCCAUGCGCUGGGUCUAGGGAUUGCCACCACUCUGGCGGAUGCCGACGUCCUGUUCCUUUCGGAUCCGGCCAAGGUUUACAAGCGACGGUAUGGGGAGGAUGACAUGCAGGUUACUGCGUGGACCGACUUUCGGGGCACCAGCUUCAAUCGAUCGUGUGUGCAGUCAACCUGCAGGGGGAACACCUAUAACGGUGGAAUCUAUCACGCCCGCCCAACCCAACGAACCCGUGAAAUGUUUGAACGGCUCGUGCGUGGCAUGGUGUCCUCUGACGGCCGCGACACGAUGCGCAAGUUCGAGCAAGUCGUCUUUAGCGACGCAAUCCGCACGUUGCGGGCGACGUUCGUGAACCCAGCCUACAUCCAAGGCGACAGUCGCUCCGUCAUGCACUACUGCAGGAGGUCCGGCUUGAGGAUGUGCACGGUGUGCGACAAGGUGGCGGUGCACGUGUCAGCCGCCGGAAACUUCCUCGAGAAGCGGGACGCGCUGGAGCGAGUCGCAAAGGCCUUCGCGAUGGGUUGCUUGGGCAUGGAGGCGAGCAAGCGCGAGGCUGUGCUGCAGUGCGCGGCACUGCACCCCUCACCGCAAAUUGUGGCGCCGCUGAGAUCCCGCGUCAAGGCGGCGAGCGUGCUGGAGGAAGGUGUACCAGGGCGGGCGAGCAAGAGCGCGCGGCUUACGCGGCCCGGCUUACGAGACGUGUUCCAUCUCGUGCGGCCGGCGCCGGGUCCAGGAGGGGAUCUCUUUCAUGAUCUUGUGAACGGUCCCGUCACUUACGUUGCCCAGCGUUGA